Messenger RNA from Mya arenaria, 5466 nucleotides. RefSeq lists its product as uncharacterized. The record is from RefSeq and is a predicted model, not a curated record. The coding region runs from base 198 to 3599 and encodes 1133 amino acids. NCBI's taxonomy places the organism in Eukaryota, Metazoa, Mollusca, Bivalvia, Myida, Myidae. The transcript is spliced from 5 exons.
UAACAGAACUUACGUUUCGCAACACUGUGAUGCAAAUAAGAACUGAUGAUGCAUUUCAAACGCUCGAUAUUGUCAAAAAUCCGCACUGGAGAUUCAGAACAGUAUUUACUCUCUCAAAUUGUCACAAUGUUUGAUCAUAUAACCGAUACGUAAAGUGACUAACGCAAUUGAUUUCAUUCAACUUUUUCAAAACAAAUAUGGCUGCCAUCGAAAAUAAUGGAUUGAUUAUGGAAGUUACGUCCCAUGGUGAACUAAACGUAAACAAUGGGGUAAAGGAUGACAUUUCUGAUUCUAUGGUCAACAAUGAUCAGAUUUGCGUUACUGAUGAAGACAUGUUAAACGAUGUGUUGUCUAAUACACAGGAAGCUUCUUUUCCAGAUAGUGUACAGUUGCAGUACACCAACAUUUCAGAUGAAAAUGGGGUCCUCCAGGAUGGUGCAAUAUUAGAGGAGGCUGAUGGACAAGUGGUCCAUUUCAUCACAAAUGAUGAUGAAGAUCCUUCAGAUAAUGCCCAACUAACAAACAAUUUUGUUGAUGGAAACACAGCAACCUUUGAUGGAAAUGACACAGAAAUUAUGCAAACACCAGAUCAAAAUGUCAAUGUGCAGUUCAGUACAUUUCAAAACCAACAAAUGACCACAUUUCAAGCAGCCCCGAGUCAAGUUAUAAUACAAAAUCCCGAUGUUACAGACAGUAUCCAGCCUGUUCAACAAGUGUUACUGACUCAGUCUGUGAACAAACAAGAUCCAGCUCCGUUAGGGUCAAGUUUAAAUCCAAUCAGAAUAAUCCAGCAAGGAAACCAGUAUACACCAGUGCAGCAGUUGACAACAGACCAAUUACAGCAAAUCAUGCAUGUUGUUCAGCAGCAACAAGCAGCUAAAGCUGGUUCAAGUGUUCUUUAUAAUGCACAGACAAAUACCAAAAUUGUGUAUCGAGUCAUAUAUCCAUCUCAAUUACACAAGGAUUCCGACAACACAGACAGUGCUACACUUGCAAAUAGUUUACCAAAGCGUGUUUACAAGAAGAGAAUGAAAGAAGAGGAAGAAAAGAUUGAAGGUCCGGAAUUAUCAAAGGAAGAAAAAGAAAUGAGGAAGAAAAUGCGACCCAAAACUAGAUCUGGACGUAUAUCGAAGCCCCCAAAGCACAUGGUAUCAGAUUAUAAGCAUAUUCAUGUGUUAGAUUAUGAUGAAGAUUAUGAUGAUGAUGAUGGUGGGUAUUCUGAUUUCAAGAACAGUGAAGCAGAAGAUGGGGAAGAAAUUCCUAUUAGAACAAAUGAUGACCUUGUAACAUAUGGUUUAGACAGUUACAAGCCAAAGAAAUGGAAGUGCAUUACCUGUGGUAAGGCUUACAUUGGGAGAGCAGGGCUAGGUCGACAUUUGCGCAUAAACCCCUCACAUGGAGCCAUUGAUCCUGACGGUGACGGUGAUAUGGAACCCCCUGAUCCAAACAUAACACCACCAGACCCCCCAGAUGAAAGUCAGCUGGGCAUACCUGUGACCCCAAACGGUGGCCUCAUUGCUGCCAACAGCACAGGCAGCUUCUCCGAGGACAGUCGAGACUCUGCAGUGAGUCUCACACACACCCAGACUCCCCAGCCUCGGGGUAGGGGAAGGGGACGGGGACGUGGCCAUUGGAGGGGAAGGGGAGCAUGGAGGGGAGUCGAUGCUGCCACAAGGAGAAAGAACAAAUUAAAGGAGAUUGUGCGUGAGUGUACAGAUGAGGAGCUGAUGGAGAUCGUGCUGCCUCACCUGGCCAAGGUGAUCACACUCUGGGAGUUUCUCCUCAUGAAGGUGGAGCAAGGCAGUCCCCCUGGGGACGUACAUGUGGACAGUGUCUACCGAGAGUAUGAGAACCUCCACUCUCAUGUUCGCAAUCUCUGCCAGAAAUACCUCGAACUCAUCCCGCAGUUGGAGCCUGUGCAAGAUUCACAAAAAGUGCUUCAGGUUGACAACAAGGUGAUAGCUGAGGCUCUAGGACUUGAAAUGGGAACUCACAAGGUGAAGGCCAUACAAGACAAUGACAGUGAACUGCAGUAUAGGUACAAGUUUCUCACUACCAAUACAGAAUUCAUAAAACGCAGUGUACUGAAACGAACUGUUGAAGUCGUUUCACCAGAGGAAAUGAUCUCACCAAGCAAAAAACCAAAACCUACUGCACAUGUGAAAACUAGGAAUGUACUGGAGAAAACUGAAGCACAAUGUGGUAAAGAAUCUGACAAUGUUGUCAUAGUGACGAAUAAUAGAGGCUCUCCGAGUAAGGGUGUGACUAUGAGCCCCAUGAUAAACAAAUCACAGCCAUUGACGUCAAAUAUUAAGGUACUUCCUCCCAUGUCAGUAGUGGGGUUUGGUAAUUCUAAGGCAGCUUAUUCAGGGAAAACAGUGUCAUUACUCUCAUCUAAUUCAUCCACCUCAUCUAUCGCUUCACCAAUCCAGUCAUCUACCAUUACCUCCUCACCACAGAAAAUCAUCAUAGUCUCAGGGAUGAACCAGUCUGGCCUUGGCUCCACAGCCCUCACUAGUACGCCAAAAGUUGUUGGCCAGAAAUCUGUAGUAACUUCAUUGACUACGGCAGUCCCACUGUCAGCUCCAGUCACCUCUCAACCAGCCGGCCAGAUCAUUACACUGACCAAUGGUCAGGUGAACUCUCAGAGUGGGAUUAUAAUCAAUGACAAUGGGUCAGCCACUUACACUGUGGCAGAUCUUACUAAUAAUGUUCAAGAUGGGAGGCAGAGUAUUAACAGUGUAGCAGUGAAUUCCGGGGUGCAACAGCAAGUUAUUAUCAAACUUCCACCAGUUACAAGUACUCAGCAGUUUCUGCAACCAAAACUAGUGCUACAUGGGAAUGAGAUGAACAUGUUGAAUUCCAUACCUCAGAGUGCCAGUGGGUUUGUGCAGCUCAAUCCUGGACUACAAACAAUUCUUCCUUCAGAUGACACAUUAUCUGUUCAAAGUAGUCCGAACAGUUUGCAGUCCAGUGUUCUGUACACGUUUGCUAAUGGAAGUGGAGCUGCAAGUUCUGACAAAGUAGUGCUUAUAAAUUCAGAUACAGUGUAUCUAAAUGAUACAACAGAUUCCUUUCCAGUGCUUCAAACUGAUAUAAACGACUCAACAUCACAGAAUUCUUAUACAACUAGUGAUGGUGUUUUAGUAAAUGGAAAUAGUUCUUCUCAAAGUGACAACAAAAACCAUAUGGACCAAGAGUCAGGGUCUAUAUUGAACACUGGAGAUUCAGAGCAGUUCCUUACAACACUUCCUUUAGAAGGGAGGGACCAUACCGUGGAGUUUAGAUCUGACCAGGAGUUUGAUGGGGCCAACCUGGAUGGUAUUGCAUGUAACGGUUCUACUGAUGAUAUGGAUCCUGGAGCUGUUAAUGGCCAAGACGGGCUUGGGGAUGAUGAGAUGGGACAGGUGGAGACAAUGCAGGUCCCUGCCGCUAACAUCUACCAGACAGAGGAUGGGCUCAUCUUUAUACAGAAUCCUGAUGGCACAACACUGCAGCUUCAGGGAUCUGAUGGACAGCCUGUUUCCAUGGAAACUGUUCAAGCCCUUCUUGGCAUGGACAUAGAUACACAACUUAUCACAGCUGAAAAUAGCCAGUAAAAUAUUUAACAAAAGUGGCUGUGUAUGUUCUUAAUUUUUUUGAAGCAUAAAAUUUAAAUGCUGAUCUGUAUUUUUUUCCUUUUUCAUUUUUCUGAUAAGUUCUUAAAAAUUAAUUUUCAUGAGGCAGAUAUAUGCAUGUACUAAAUGGUAAGGUUUAUACAAACUUUUCAGAUUAACUAUUGUUUGUUCUUAUCAAAGGAAGUAUGGUGACUGAACUUUGCCCAACAAUCCUGCUUUCAAUUUUUUGCACUUUUGACAGCAAGGACCAUGAACAUAGGAUGUCUUAUAGUUUUACCUGCGGCAUACUUGUUUAGUUCAGUGUCCAGAAUGUUGUCCGAUCAAUAAUAUGACAAGCCUUUGUCCAAUCAUCACCAAAUUUGGUCAGAAUGUGUUUUGGCAUAAAAUCUCAGCCACAUUGCUUGAGAGUUAUCGACCUCUAAUAAUAUAAAUUGCCUAAAAUCAGUCUUGUCCAAUAAUCACCAAAUUUACCCCCCCCCCUCCUCUCUUUAAAUUUAUAUAUUACCUAGAAUUGGUCUUAAAAGCCUUAAUUCAACCAUCACCAAAUUUAGUCAGAAUGUGUAUGUGCAUAAUAUCUUGGGACAAGUUGGCUAACAAGCCACAUUGCUAGAGUCAUUUGUCCGAUCAAUAACUUUAGAAGCUUUGUUUCGAUAAUCACCAAAUGUAGACAAUUGAUUUAUGGGUAGAAUAUCUUGGUAAGGUACGAUAACAAGCCACAUCUUCGUUGUCACUGCUGAGUUAGGACCCUUAAACUGGCUAAAACUAUAUUUAUAGUGUCUGCUCACUCAAUUUGGUGUCCUUAAAAUAGAACAGGAGUAUUUUGCGACAUUUGGCGCUCCUGUUUUUUUGUAUAUUCUUGCAGAGAGUGGUUACAGUAGAGGUGGUGUUAAAUAGUGAGACAGAAGUACAAAAUUAAAAAUAUCUUUUGAGAAGAAAAAAUAUGGAUGGACAUAUGGAAAAAAUGGUGUUUUAAUAUAUUAUUAUAUAUCAAACUUAUUUGCACUGUUGUUGUUUUUUUUGUUAGUACAGGUGAUUAGUUAAUGGGUGCUUUUUGGCAAGGUGGAAGUCAUUUAUGAUCAUCAUGUGUUCUUUAUGCAUAGAUCCAGUUGUUAAAUCAAUUUGUACCAUGUUUGAGGGCAUGUUCUUUGUUUUCGUCCAUAUUGGAUUGGUUACAAGUAGAAUUGGCGUAAGCGGUUUAUAACUACUGUAUGAAAUAUUUCCCUGUUCAAUUAUACUGCAUGCUAUUUAUUGAACGUUGUCCUUGGCAACAUAACAGUUACGUCACCCUCAAUGCUCGUGGUUGAAAUUAUACACUAGUGCUCAAGAAUAGUCUCAAUUACUCCAUUAACUAUUACUUCAACAGGAAGUGUAUGGAAUGGAUACAGUAUGUGUGUACCAAAUUACACAGUACAUUUAUUUAUUAGGGAAGGUGUAUUCCAGUUCAACUAUCAAAAAGAUAAUUUUUGUUACCUAUUUAAAAAUACAGUAAACAUUGUUGGGAUUUCAACCGGCAUGUUUGCAAGAGCUAAAUCUCAUUUAGGAAAAGGGGUUUCAACAUCAAUUGUUCAGAAAUGUUUUGCUUUUGUUGUUUGUAUCCUUCACUGAUUUGUCAUGUUUUCCAUGAACACAUGUUUAUAAAUAUAGUUUAAGUAUGAUGCAGUCAUGCAAAUGAGUAAAAUAUUUGUACAGUGUACUACAUGAAUACAUUCAACACGGUGAUCACAUGAUUUGUAUUGCAAUGAAGUUUUGAAUAUGUUAAUGAACUCUUGAAAUUGCAUUCUUUUAUUGUAAAAUAUACAUUGCUUCCUAUGUUUUAACAUAAAUGUAAGCAAUAAACUAUUUAAAGUAU